AAUUGGAAAUAUAUUUGUACAAUUUAUAAAUAUAAAAAAACCUACGAAGUAGCGUAACUUGACAGAUCUAGGACAUCUAUUUGUUUGAUAUAGCGAGACAGUAGCAAUUCAGCUAUCUCGCUCCGCUUCAAACUGUCAGCUGUCAAUUUGACAGAUAAUCCUAAUUUAUAUACGUCGUUUUCUUCCGGUUUACGUGUCUUGAGCCAGCUGCAUGAUAAUUUCCAGCUAUGACGCAAUUGCACCGAUAUCUCCCCAUAUGUACUGACAUUUCUGUAUUUCUAACCUAUAUUAUCUCCGUUGCUCCUAGUGUUCUCGCGCUUGUUUCUUUCUCUGUUUACAUAAACUCAGCAAUUUUACGCGUAAAAUAAACCAGUGCUGGCGCACUUUUACCAUCGUUCUUUUUUUUAAUCAAUUUUUCAAGGCGUGUGUGUACGUCAUUGGUCGCACUCUUUUGGCGUGUGCAACGUCUUCUUUUUUCCUCUCUCUCUCUCUCUCUCUCUAUCGUCCACGUACGACCGUACCUACCCAUCCGAAUGCGUGCGUGUGCGUGCGCUAGAGAGAGGCUAGCGUUGCGCGCGCGCAACGCCAAGUCCAGCUACGCAGCCAUUUGAUACUCCUCUCGUCAAACGUUGCGCCGUUGCGCGAGCCUUUUGUGCUGCGUACUUGUUGCUUAAGCUGUGCGGCUUGACGCGCGGCGCACUUCGUUGUCGUCGCGGCAACAAGGAAAGGUGGGAAGAAGAAGAAGAAGAAGCGGUCGGUUUAGAACGAGAGGGAAGGAAGUGUGGGAAAGAAAGGGGACGCACGCACCGGUAGUACGCAGAGACGGAUACACGCACUGGUUCGCCCGACGGCUUCCCACGACAUCUUCGCGUCGCUCGUGCGGACUACACGAGCUUUACCUGCACAGGACCGGUGAGACAAUUAUCAAGCAGUUAACACACGUGACAUUUUAAGCGCAAACAGCUGUUACUCUUUUUUUUUACCAUUUCUCGUUUUCUUGGAUCAGGGAAGCUCAUCAUGUCCCAUCAUAUUGUUACCGUUUGCGUGGUUUGUGUCCUAUGUGCCGCGCACAUCCCCUGCUCGGCACACACGAAUCUAUCGGACGCGCUACACGCGUCUCCGGAUAGUUUGACGAAUCAAUUAAAUGCGGAGGGAGAACCAUUUUGGACGUUAAUGAGAUCCAAGGACUCACACUCGAAGGAUCCAUCCACACUCAACACGCAUCCACAUUCGAAGGAUCAACACAGAUCACACUCGAAUAAUAACUUCAUUAGCAAUAAACGCGACAAUGUAAGAUUUCAUAGCACACGACACCUUAAUAAUAAAACUAGGAACAAUAAUAAUAAUAAUAAUAACAACAAUAAUAAUAAUAAUAAUAAGACAAAUGUGCCGGUGAUCGCUAAUGUGAUGCGAACUGCGUCGCACGAUGAUUAUCUCGAGAAAGAGAUAGCAGACAACAUGGAACACAGUGAAGAUGUGCGCGACACACACAAUUUGGACACGUCAGUGAAUUCGAGAGACGCGAGGCUGCUGGAGCGACUUAUUCUGUCAGAAGUGUCUGAUGCAAAUCACAAGUCUGUACAAUCUAGUGAAGAUUUACGUACCGUUACUAGAUCUAGAUUAAAAAGAGACGUAGCUGUAGACGAAAAGUACUUUAUGAGCAAGAUCUUCGAAGCCUACGGUGACGGAACGAGCGUGACAAUGGACGGUUUCGAAAAACUUGUCCGAAAGUUGGGUCUGCUGAGAUUGCUAACCGAAUCCUCGGAACUAGAAGACGGCGGAGCUGAGAGAAGUAGCGGUAAGAGUUUCACAAGUAAAGGCCUACACGAUGCAAGUAGUAAAACUAAUAAAGAAAGGUGCUUAAAUAGUCAAGAAUUACUGAGCACAGUUGCACAGGACGUGCACUAUGCUUCCGGUAACAAUGCAACAACACUGCCCAGUUGGCUCUUCGAGCGUGUUUGUCCGGCGCUUGUUUAUCAAUUAGCAGCCGAGUCCAGUUUGGAGAGAAACGGUUGCAUACGAGUGCCUGAGAAUUACAAGCCGGUUGUGUCGGUCGACAAGUUCUACACGUCUGAGGAAUCGGCGCGCAAUAACGUGAAAGUCUGGGUGUACUCGACAGCUAGUAUUUUCAUAAUUAGUCUUAGCGGGCUACUCGGUGUAGCGGUGAUACCAGCCAUGGGAAAGAGUUACUACAACCAUGUGCUGCAGUUUCUAGUUGCGCUGGCUGUAGGUACUUUAACCGGUGAUGCUCUUAUCCAUCUAUUGCCACAUGCAAGUUGUUUCUCAUUUUUACUCGAUAUUUUACGUAACUCAAAUAAGAAAUACCACUUUAAUAACGCGUCAAUUUUAUCUUAUCUGCAGGCGAUGAUGCCUCCUCAUCAUCACGAGCACAACGAACCUCACGAACACGAUCAUCAUAGUCAUGAAAGUAGUACUGAUUAUAUAGAUCAGCAUACUUUGAACAUGUGGAAAGGGCUAGUGGCCAUGAUAAGUCUCGUGCUGUUCUUUUUUACCGAGAAAGCGCUGAACGUGGCAGCCGAGUGGCGAAAACAUCGAAAACAUCGGAAUAAGUUACCCACACGUAUAAGAGUGAUGAGGGAGAGCGACGGGCCGAACAGCAACGUUGUUGGGGAAAAGCUGUGCAAACACAAAUACUCGUCGUAUCCGUAUUGUUACGGAGAGAUUGCGAAUGAGACUCAAGAAAUAUAUGUAGAUAAUCAUCAUGAGCGUCAAAUUAAUCACGAGAAACCGCCCAUCAUCGAGGAAGAGAAGCCGCUGACUUCCAACUGUAACUCCGUCACAAAGAUCGUAAACAGCGAUAUGGAGAAAAAGUCAAAGGAUGAGUGGAGACUAGACGACUCGAACAACGCAAAGAAAAACGCCGAUGGUGCCGACAUGUCGCUAAAUGAAUCUGAGAGCUACACCGUCAUUAUUCGCGAACACGAGACUAAACAUCACGGCCACAGUCAUUCUCAUGGUCACAUGCACUCGGCUCCCGAAUCCAUGUCUAGCGUAGCUUGGAUGGUUGUAAUGGGAGACGGUUUGCACAAUUUCACAGACGGCAUGGCGAUUGGUGCAGCUUUUUCGGCAAAUAUUGCGGGUGGAUUUUCCACCGCCAUCGCCGUUCUUUGUCACGAGUUGCCUCACGAACUCGGUGACUUCGCGGUGCUGCUAAAAGCGGGUAUGAGCACUAAACAAGCAGUUUGUUACAACUUAUUGUCUUCUGUGCUCUGUCUGGUGGGUAUGAUAGUUGGAGUGUUAUUGGGUAGCGCUCCCGCUGCCACUAGUUGGGUAUUUGCGUCUGCUGCUGGAAUAUUUAUAUACAUAGCAUUAGUGGACAUGAUACCAGAAUUAUCGUCAAGUCAUUCCGCAGAAGGCGGCUCACGGUGGCAGUUUACUUGGCAAGCUUUGGGGUUGUCGGCGGGCCUCGGAAUUAUGUUACUUAUCGCAGCCUACGAACACGAUCUUAAGCAUAUUUUUGACGACUAGUUUUAUAAGUAAUUUAAAAUUAAUUAAGGAUUUAUGUUGUAAAUAUAUUGGCUCUUUUAUAAAAAUCUUUAAAAAUACAGUUCUUCCUAUUACGUUUGAGUUAUUUAUAUGUAAUUUUCUUUUCUUUGAUUCAACGUUCAAUAUUCAUCAAAACUUAUUAAUUUUUGUUUCGUGUAUUUAGAGAGAGAAGAACGUAAUGGGAAGAUUUACGCGAAUUAGAUCAUUAAUUCGAACAAAGUGUUAGAUAUCUAAUCUGAAAUCGCUAAGUGAAAAUUGCUUCCUGAGAUAAACAAAUUUUUAUAGGUGUACAAUACCAAUAAGAACACACCAAUAGUCGAAUUAUCCAACAAACGAACUUACAAACUUGUGUUGUUUCUUUAACUACUCGCACUGAAGAUAUUUCCCCCCUUAUAUGUUUUUCACAUUUUCAAGAUCAACGCGCGUUAUGAAUCUUGCGUUAUAGUAAGAUGGAAUUUCAGAAUUGUAUGACAGAUUUACCUAACUAAUCUAAUCUAUAAAUUAAUCACAGAGAGAACGUAGACAGUAGAUGAUUGUGCAUGUAAUAGCAACGAAUAUCAAAUUUUCUAAUAUAGUUUGUUAUCACGCUUCACAUCAUCAUCCUCAGUACAUCUGUUACAGAUGUACAAUAUUGAUAUGAUGAGUAUGCAGUAUUAUGUUACGUUACUGAAAUGAAAGCUUCACUUUGCGUAAAUUCUACACUAAAUUAUGGCAACAAAACACAUUUACUUUGAUUAUCUAAUCAAUUGUCUGGUGGAGAUAAUGGAUUUGCUUCAGUAAUUUGUAAGUUUGUAGUAAAAUUGUGAUAAUUUUAUACAACUGAUCGUUUCUUACAAUGUGCGCGCGCAUACACACACACACACACACACCAAUCAAUUACCAGUUGAGGCUUAACUGAAGAUUUAUAGAAAUUAGCCUAUAGAUAUAGUACUGUCGCGAAAAACUGAACUGUUGUCGUUACGUUCUUGCAAUUUAAGAAGAUUAUUAUAGUGAUACCAUGUGAGUUAAUGUUUUUGUAACACAGUCUUAUUAUAUUUAAAAAAAAAAAAAAAAAAAAAAAAAA
Molecule: messenger RNA, 4570 nt
Organism: Pseudomyrmex gracilis
Lineage: Eukaryota; Metazoa; Arthropoda; Insecta; Hymenoptera; Formicidae
Product: zinc transporter foi-like
Exons: 11
Coding region: 1018-3489 (823 amino acids)
Biological process (GO): zinc ion import across plasma membrane; intracellular zinc ion homeostasis
Cellular component (GO): membrane
Molecular function (GO): zinc ion transmembrane transporter activity
Source: RefSeq, a predicted model, not a curated record